AUGGAUCCCGACGGUCUGCUGGGACUGCCGGUGGUCAACAACUACCUGGCGGAGGCCCCGAGCCCUGAGCCCCGGCAGAGUGGCAUGCGCUUCGUCAGCGACAAGCGGAAGGUGGACUAUGUCCUGGCCUACCAUGCCCGGCGGCCCUCGCCGGCCACGGUGCCCAACGGAGAGACUGGCAAGGAGCCGACGGGCGCUGGGCAUCUGGGCGCCCUGGAGGAGCAGAGGGAGGAGCAGAGGGAGGAGUUCGAGCGGAACCUGAUGGACGCGGGGCUGGAGCUGGAGAAGGAUGCGGAGAUUAAAAGCCACGGAGGCAUGUGCUUCGUGAGGAUCCAUGCUCCCUGGCUGGUCCUGGCCCGGGAAGCUGAGUUUCUCAAGAUAAAAGUUCCCACCAAGAAAACGUAUGAGAUCAAAGAGGAGGGUGCCAUCAUGAAGACAAUGAACAAGGCGUUGCGAGCAAUCUUGGCCCCGCUGCAGCCCACCGUGCCGGAGCACAGCCCGAGCAAGAUGAAGAAUCUGUCCUAUCCGUUCUCCCGGGAAAAGAUGUACCUGUACAACAUCCAGGACAAGGACAGCUUCUUCGACAACGCCACUCGCAGCCGGAUUGUGCACGAGAUUCUGAAGCGAACGUCUUGUACCAAAGCCAACAACAUGAUGGGGAUUAACUCUCUGAUCGCAAACGGUGUCUACGAGGCCGCUUACCCUCUGCACGACGGUGAAUACGACGGUCCUGAUGAUGACAUGAACGACCGAAAGCUGCUGCACCGAGAAUGGGCCCAGUAUGCGGCAUUCUACAAGUACCAGCCCAUCGACCUUAUCCGGAAGUAUUUUGGAGAGAAGAUCGGCCUGUACUUCGCGUGGCUGGGUUUGUACACUGAGUUCCUCAUCCCCUCUUCUGUCAUCGGCGUCGUCGUGUUCCUGUACGGCUGCGCCACCCUGGAGGAGGACGUCCCCAGCCAGGAGCUGUGUGACGAGCGGAGCGGCUUCACCAUGUGCCCGCUGUGCGACCAGGCCUGCGACUACUGGAACCUGAGCUCCGCCUGCGGCACUGCCCGAGCCAGCCACCUCUUCGACAACCCCGCCACCGUCGUCUUCUCCAUUUUCAUGGCUCUGUGGGCUACCAUGUUUUUGGAACACUGGAAGCGCCUGCAGAUGAGACUGGGAUACUUCUGGGAUCUGACUGGCAUCGAGGAGGAAGAGGAGCAUUCCCGACCAGAAUAUGAGACCAAGGUGCGGGAGAAGGUGCUGCGGGAACGGGGGGAUGCAGGUCUGCAGGACGUGCAGGUCAUCACGGUGGACCCCGAAGAGGAGGAUGAUGAAGACAAGCUGGCAUGGAAAGACCGUUGCCCCGGCUACCUGAUGAACUGUGCUUCUAUCCUGUUUAUGAUUGCCUUGACCUUCUCAAUUGUCUUUGGGGUGAUCGUGUACCGGAUCACAACGGCCGCAGCCCUGUACCUCAACAAGGCUUCUCCAUCCAGCGUGCGGAUGACAGUGAAGGCAACAGCGGUCAUCAUCAACCUUGUGGUCAUCCUGAUCCUGGAUGAACUCUACGGCGCGGUAGCCAAAUGGCUUACCAAGAUUGAGAUCCCGAAAACGGAGCAAGCCUUCGAAGAGCGCCUUAUCCUGAAGGCUUUCCUGCUCAAGUUUGUCAACGCCUUUUCUCCGAUUUUCUACGUGGCCUUCUUCAAAGGGAGGUUCGUGGGCCGGCCCGGCCAUUACGUAUAUGUGUUCCACGGGUAUCGCAUGGAGGAGUGUGCCCCGGGUGGCUGCCUCAUGGAGCUGUGCAUCCAACUGAGCAUUAUCAUGCUAGGGAAACAGCUGAUCCAGAACAACAUCUUCGAGAUCGGGGUCCCGAAGCUGAAGAAGCUGUUCCGGAGCCUCAAGAGCGAGGUGGAGUUGCCGGCGGCAGAUACGGACUCAGUCCAGUCCAGGCACCCUAUGCAGUGGGAGCGAGACUACGGGCUGGAACCAUACACUGGGCUGACCCCUGAGUACAUGGAGAUGGUUAUCCAGUUUGGCUUUGUUACCUUGUUUGUGGCCUCAUUCCCUCUGGCCCCUGCGUUUGCCCUCCUCAACAACGUCAUCGAAGUCCGGCUGGAUGCAAAGAAGUUUGUGACAGAGCUGAGGCGCCCGGAUGCCGUGAGAACCAAAGACAUAGGCAUUUGGUUUGACAUUCUGACUGGAAUCGGGAAGUUUUCCGUGAUCAUCAAUGCCUUCGUCAUUGCUAUCACCUCGGACUUCAUCCCACGCUUGGUCUACCAGUACGGCUACAGCCCGGACGGUUCCCUGCAUGGCUUCGUCAAUCACACCCUCUCCUACUUCAAUGUCAGCCAGCUCAAGGAGGGCACCCAGCCUGCUGACUCACAAUUCCACCAGGACGGGCUGCUCUGCAGGUUCAAAGAUUAUCGGGAGCCGCCUUGGGCUGCCCACCAGUACGAGUUCUCCAAGCAGUACUGGGCCGUCCUCUCCGCCCGCCUGGCCUUUGUCAUCGUCUUCCAGAACCUCGUGAUGUUCUUGAGUGCGCUGGUGGACUGGCUGAUUCCGGACAUCCCCCAGGACAUCAGCGACCAGAUUAAGAAGGAGAAGAGUCUCCUGGUGGACUUCUUUCUGAAGGAGGAGCACGAGAAGCUGAAGGUGGUCGACCAGCUGGCCCAGAGGAGCCGGGAGUCCAGCUUCAGGGCGUCCAGCCCCAGAGCAUCCAGCUUCAGGGCGUCCAGUCCCAGGGCAUCCAGCUUCAGGGAGUCCACCCUCAGGGCAUCCAGCUUCAGGGCAUCCAGCCCCAGCCCACCCAUUCCCAGCCGCUGGAGCAGCCGGGCCUCCUCUGUUUCCAAGAACACCAACGUAUGACCCUUAGGAGGUCUGUAUCCUGCCCACCACGGGAAGUCUGCAGCUAGAAGAGAGAGAGCCAGAGACCCCCACCCCACUUCCUUCUCUGUCCUUCCCACCAGGGUGCCUGGGAAUGAGUUUAUGCCUGACCUGGGCGCUGGAGGGUAGAUGUAGGGAGGUUGAGAGUGGGCAGGGGAGACAGGGGCAGGGGGAGACGAAGAUGUGAGGGAAAACUGGAGGACACCAGACACCUGAGGGGAGAGGCAGAGACUGGGGAAAAGCAGG
This is a messenger RNA of Tachyglossus aculeatus (Australian echidna), 3111 nucleotides long. RefSeq names its product anoctamin 2 (gene ANO2). Gene Ontology annotation, molecular function: chloride channel activity; protein dimerization activity. Lineage: Eukaryota; Metazoa; Chordata; Mammalia; Monotremata; Tachyglossidae. Gene Ontology annotation, biological process: chloride transmembrane transport. The record is from RefSeq and is a predicted model, not a curated record. Gene Ontology annotation, cellular component: plasma membrane. The coding region runs from base 1 to 2847 and encodes 948 amino acids. The transcript is spliced from 24 exons.